Messenger RNA from Capsicum annuum, 1616 nucleotides. Its product is annotated as ethylene-responsive transcription factor RAP2-10. Bases 873 to 1373 code for a protein of 166 amino acids. The transcript has a single exon. The record is from RefSeq and is a predicted model, not a curated record. Gene Ontology annotation, molecular function: DNA binding; DNA-binding transcription factor activity. Lineage: Eukaryota; Viridiplantae; Streptophyta; Magnoliopsida; Solanales; Solanaceae. Gene Ontology annotation, biological process: regulation of DNA-templated transcription.
AUUUUAUAUGUGCUAUUUUUUUUUAUUCGUCCAAAAAAACGGCGACACUAGGAGUAUAAAUUAAUUCUUUGUUCAUAAUAUAAUAUUAAUAAUUCUCAUUGAAUUAUUGUAAUCAUCUUUAUAUAGUUAGAAAAAUCCAUUUCUCUAUCGUCACCACUGAGCCAAAUGACAACUACUUUUCCAUUAUUGAUUUCCCUCUAAAUUUCCCUUACCUCACAUAAUACGCCACCCCCUAUCAUUUAAAAAACAGCCCAUUUUGUAAAAUUUGAUUCCAAAAACAGAGAAAAUCCAAGAGGGAGAAAAAGGAGCAUAUUUUCACCUACAUCUAUAGGUAUAGCGUAUAGGUGAGAUAAUUGUGUGAGGAUUUUUGGGAGCUUUUAACAUGGCGGAUGGCCAACAACCACCAUAUCUUAUAAGGUACGAGCAGCUAAGCUUUUGAAUAAACAAAAAAGGGACCUAUAAAAAAACUUAGUAAUUAUUCCUAUAUUUACUUGUAUUAUUAUCUUUUUUUAAUUAUUGUAGAGAGAGAGAGAAAGGAGGAUUGAUUGUGUCGGUGCUUUUAAGUUUUAAGUAUAUUAUUUUUUAUUUUUUUAAGGAGUCUUUUAUUAGAAUUUUGUUUUUUAAUUAUAUUAAAUAAAAAUAUGCUUUUAAGAAAAUCAACGUAGAGUAGCCACAACCGCUACACCCACAAUAACCUUUUGUUCACUUCCAGCUUUUUUUGCCUUUUCAUGGGUAUUCUUUCUCUCUCUGUUAUUCCUCCCACCUUAGCUCUAGAUUACAGGGAAGCUAAAAUUUUGUAAUAAUUCCACAUAAUUAUUAUACACAAGUCAGAGAGAAUUAGAGGACGAAAAGGUGCUUGCUGAACAAGGAAGAUGGAGGUAGGUGGUGGGGGUGAAAGUGGAGUUACUGCAAGUUCAGGGGUCUGUUGUGGUGGUAAGAGAAAGAGCGAAAGGCCAUACAAAGGGAUUCGUAUGAGGAAGUGGGGGAAGUGGGUUGCAGAAAUUCGAGAGCCAAACAAGCGUUCGAGGAUUUGGUUGGGCUCGUAUUCGACCCCAGUUGCAGCAGCACGGGCUUAUGAUACAGCUGUUUAUUAUCUAAGAGGGCCUUCGGCCCGAUUGAAUUUCCCAGAGUUGUUAGUUGGUGAUGUCGGGCUUAAUGAUUUGUCUGCUGCUUCAAUUCGUAAAAAAGCUAUAGAAGUUGGUGCGCAAGUUGAUGCUGUACAGAACUCACUUGCAAAUCAUCAUCAUCACGAACAUCCACAAGAAAAGUUGGAAGCUCCAAGCCCGUCGGAGUUGAAGCCCUGUUGGUUUCAAGAAAAGCCCGAUUUGAACUUAAAGCCCGAGCCCGAAGAUCCAGAAUUGGAUUACUGGUGACUGGUAAUAUUUAGUUACUAUCGAUAUUACCAAUAAUAAUAGUAAUUAAUAUGCUAGUGUAAUUUUAAUUUUUUUUUUUUUUUUUGGCGUUUUGUUUGGGGUGCUUUGGUAAGAAUGCAAGCGCCGCUCCAGGUUGUGUUAAAACUCCUAGCUUAGUAGCCUAGGAUUGUUAUAUUCUAAAAAUUAUCACCUCUUUCUUUUAUUUCGCUUUCUUUUUAAUUAAGAAAAAAAUUAUCAGCUCAA